Racocetra persica is the source of this 347-nucleotide messenger RNA. Lineage: Eukaryota; Fungi; Glomeromycota; Glomeromycetes; Diversisporales; Gigasporaceae. The record is from the annotation of a GenBank genome assembly.
UCGAUGCUGAUUGUAAAAAUUUUUCAUUACUACUUAAUAUGACAACUACCCCUCAAAAACCAAUUGCUGGACAACCUCUUGUGUUUGAUUUUAAUAAAACAAUUGAAAAAGAUAUCAGUAACGAAACAAAAAUUUAUAUUGAAAUAUAUCAUGAAUCUGAUGGAUGGUAUAACUAUAUUCAGCAAAUACCAGAACAUUUUAGUGGAACAUUUUCUCUUAUGCCUUAUCUUGGAUAUCCGAGUGAAAAUCAAAUUCAGAUUAAUCCUAGCUGCUCUAAUCCUAAUAAUCCUGAUAGUAGAGAUUCGACAUUAACAAUGCAAGAAUAUCCUCCUACCCACAGUUCUUAG